CAUUUUAAUGCACCUGCAUAUAAUAUAUGCAUGCCAAGAUGCAUGUCCUCAUCCCGCAGAAGUGACUGGGAGAGCUUCGAAAGCUUCGAAAGCUAUAUAACCGAAAAGGUGCACCUCCUCUACAACAGUUUCUAGCAUAAUUGUAGUCAAUUGAUGAUUAUCUGAUUCAUAUACCAUGCAGUCGUUCUUCAAGUUGACUGCUGCGGUCUUGCUGGCAGGUACUGUUUUGGCUGUGCCUUUAGGUCCAGGCCAGCAUGCAAUCAAUUAUAAUGUUGAUGUCGGCGUGCGACCGUAUUACAUUAUCAAUAACAUGACGGAUGGCGCUCUCAAGGAGACCCUUACUGCAUGCGAGAACAACAAAAAGGAGAUCACUCAAUUCACAAUUGGUCACCGUGGAGGCGGCACACUUCAAUUCCCCGAGGAAACUGUAGAGUCUACAAUGGCAGGUGCACGAAUGGGAGCCGGUAUAUUGGAAUGUGACGUGAGCUUCACCAAAGAUCGCGGACUUGUCUGCCGUCAUUCGCUCUGCGAUCUCCACACCACGACGAACAUUCUACUCCAUCCAGAUCUCGCCCAGAAGUGUGUAGUCCCAUUUACACCCGCGAAUGGAACAUCACCAGCAAAUGCCGUCUGCUGCACAAGCGACAUCACAACUGCAGAAUACCUAACUCUAUGCGGCAAGCAAGACGGGUUCAAUGCUAGCGCCAAGAACGUCAAAGACUAUCAAUAUGGCACCCCCACAUGGAGAACCGAGCUCUAUGAUACGUGCGGCACUGUGAUGACUCUCGAUAGUUACAUCACUCUCGUCGAAUCUCUCCCAGGUUACCGCAACUUUACUCCCGAAUUGAAGACUCCUCCUGCUCCAUACGUUAUCAUGCCAUUCAAUGGCUACACCCAGGAACAGUACGCUCGCGAUAUGCUCAACACAUUCAUCAACCGAGGAAUUGACCCCAGCCGUGUAUAUGCACAAUCCUUCAACCCCCCCGAUAUCUUCCAAUGGAUCAAAGAAUACCCCGACUUUGCGAAACAGGCCAUCUACCUCGACGAAGAUGGCGAUACUCCAGCGACGUUAACAAAUGCAACCGCUAGACUUUCAAGUCUCGCUGCACAAGGCGUCAAGAUUAUCGGUCCUCCCUUUGGAUACUUGCUGAACACCACAGCUGACAAUACGACCAUCGUUCCUAGUGAUUACGCUAAGGUCGCGAAGCAAUCGGGUCUGGACAUCAUUGCCUGGACAUUCGAGCGUUCGGGUCCGUUGGCAAACGUUGCUGCCACGGGAGAGUAUUACUAUAGCGAUAUCGCUGGGGCGAUUCAUUAUGAUGGGCAGCUGUAUGAAGUUCUGGAUGUGCUGGGGAGACAGAUUGGCAUCAGGGCUAUGUUCACGGAUUGGGCUGCAACGGUCACUUAUUACGCCAAUUGCAUGGGGCUGUAGAUUAAAAAAGUGGCGUUAAAUGAC
Molecule: messenger RNA, 1456 nt
Organism: Mollisia scopiformis
Lineage: Eukaryota; Fungi; Ascomycota; Leotiomycetes; Helotiales; Mollisiaceae
Product: glycerophosphoryl diester phosphodiesterase
Exons: 3
Coding region: 176-1432 (418 amino acids)
Biological process (GO): lipid metabolic process
Molecular function (GO): glycerophosphodiester phosphodiesterase activity
Source: RefSeq, a predicted model, not a curated record